Phaeoacremonium minimum UCRPA7 is the source of this 807-nucleotide messenger RNA. RefSeq lists its product as hypothetical. The transcript has a single exon. The record is from RefSeq and is a predicted model, not a curated record. The coding region runs from base 1 to 807 and encodes 268 amino acids. Lineage: Eukaryota; Fungi; Ascomycota; Sordariomycetes; Togniniales; Togniniaceae.
AUGGGCGUCACCCCUGAGAAACACCAUGGUCAGCGCGCCGUUGCUCUGGGUACGGGAGCCCCAUCCAGAUACUUCUCCCUCCGCAUUGCCAGCAUACUGAUAUCCGAACCUGCAGCCGAGCAUGACCAUCCAGCUGGUCCUGGUGGUACAUUCCCCCUGCUCGCGCUGCCCGUGGAGAUCCGCCACAUGAUCGUCAAGCUCUGCCUCGUGUCCCCCAAUGUCGAGACCGACGACCGAUGGGAGGUGGCAGGGCCAACCAUUGCCCAAAAAGGCAAGAUCACCACCAACGGCCGCGACUGGGAGACAGAGGACCUGAAGCCUUAUCUCACCAUGCGCCGCGUCUGCCGCGCCCUGCGCGAGGAUGCCGGUCAUCUCGUAGGUCAGGUCAACGUCUUCAAGAUCAAGCACCCGUACACCGCGAACGUGUGGUUCACGGUCAUGGAUCGAGACAGCCUCUCCUCUCUGCGCGCACUGAGCGUCACGCUCGUCACCAUGACGCGCCGCAAGCAGGACAAGUACCUCACCAUGACGGACGCCUGGAUGAAGGAAUACUGGUGCCUCUUCUUCAAGUCGCUCGUGGGCGUUCCGCUCCAGGAGCUCCGCAUCAACUUCGCCGAGUGGACCAAGACUCGCAAGACGGCCUUCUUCGUCCCCUUCUGGUACACUCUGGGCUGCCUCACCGUCACCAAGCGCCUGACUUUCGAGGGCAACUACCCCCGUGAGGGCCUGAUUUUCGUUCGUGGCAUUCAGGCUCGCAACCCUAAGCUUGUGUUCGUCGACGAGGGCGAUCAGUACGACUGGGAGUAG